AUGAAACAAAUCGAAUGGCAGCUCCCCUGCUCCCCUGCUAAUAAAUAUGGAAAAAGUGGCAAUACAAUCUUAGAUGAAUUUAUUCUUGAAAAUAAGUUAAAAUGGAUCCCUUAUAAUAAAUUUAAAGAUGUUGAAUAUCUUAAUAAAGGGGGAUUUGGUAUUAUAUACAAAGCUAUUUGGUUAAAGAGUAAUAGAGAUAGUGAAGAAGUAAUUCUUAAAUGUCAUAAUGAUUUAAAUGAAAAUUUAAUUGAAUUUUUAAAUGAAUGGAAACAUCAUGAAAAUUGUUUAGAUUCAUAUGAUAAUGUUUAUUUUUAUGGAUUUUAA
Molecule: messenger RNA, 324 nt
Organism: Rhizophagus irregularis DAOM 181602=DAOM 197198
Lineage: Eukaryota; Fungi; Glomeromycota; Glomeromycetes; Glomerales; Glomeraceae
Source: RefSeq, a predicted model, not a curated record